This is a messenger RNA of Hibiscus syriacus, 1817 nucleotides long. RefSeq names its product APETALA2-like protein 3. Gene Ontology annotation, biological process: regulation of DNA-templated transcription. Lineage: Eukaryota; Viridiplantae; Streptophyta; Magnoliopsida; Malvales; Malvaceae. Gene Ontology annotation, molecular function: DNA binding; DNA-binding transcription factor activity. The record is from RefSeq and is a predicted model, not a curated record. The coding region runs from base 40 to 1584 and encodes 514 amino acids. The transcript has 10 exons.
UCCUUGUUUGUUUUCCCAUUUCAUUUUUAAGCUUUAGUUAUGGUGCUGGAUCUUAACUUGAGUGUUAUUUCGGAUGCUGGUGAUAAUUCACUGCAGCUAAUGGAGAUGGAGGUGGCCGGAGAUAAUGGUCUUCCUGGGUUCGACGGUUACAAUAAUAAUAAUAAUUAUACUGAUGACAAAAUGGAUAGUUCCGGGAGCUUCGGUUCCUCCGUCGUCAACGCCGACACCGCAACCACCGGCGGAGACGAUGACUACUAUUCCAACGCGGCGUCCACCGAACCUUUUGCUUACUCCUUUGGUAUUCUCAGAGCGGCUCAACAAGAACCAGAGAAUCACAACCGGACAACCAUCUCGCUUUUUCCGGUCGACGUCGAGGAAAAUGACGGGAAGUCAACGGAACCGUCUCUGAAGAAAUGGUUGGAUCACGGCGGGUCCCGAGAAUCUCCGGUGUACCACAUGGACGUCGAAGGAGGCGCGGAGCAGAGGAUCCUAGCCCAUCAGCAGCAGCAACAACAGCAAGGUCAGCUAAGGCAACAAGUGAAGAAGAGUCGACGUGGUCCCCGUUCGAGGAGUUCUCAAUAUCGUGGCGUCACGUUGUAUCGUAGAACUGGACGUUGGGAGUCUCAUAUUUGGGAUUGUGGGAAACAAGUGUACUUGGGAGGAUUUGACACGGCACAUGCUGCAGCAAGAGCAUAUGAUCGAGCUGCAAUCAAGUUUCGAGGAACUGAUGCGGACAUUAAUUUUAAUGCUGGUGAUUAUGAUGAUGAUAUUAAGCAGAUGAGUAAUUUUACAAAGGAAGAAUUUGUGCAUAUCCUUCGUAGGCAGAGCACUGGUUUUUCAAGAGGAAGUUCCAAGUACAGGGGAGUUACAUUGCACAAAUGUGGCCGAUGGGAAGCUAGAAUGGGGCAACUUCUUGGCAAGAAGUACAUAUAUCUGGGGCUAUUCGAUAGUGAGAUAGAAGCUGCAAGGGCUUAUGACAAGGCUGCUAUAAAAUGUAAUGGAAGAGAAGCGGUCACCAACUUUGAGCCAAGCACAUAUGAAGGGGAGCUGAUCUUGGAAUCCGAAAAUGGAGACCAGGAUCAAGUUCUUGAUUUGAACUUGGGCAUUGCGUCCCCAUGUACAUCCGAUCGGAAAAAUGAUAACGAAAAUUUUAGCAACUUUGCUUACCAGCAUGGCUGUGAUUGCCUGCCUGUUGCGAGUGGUGCACGGUUUGAGAACUCUGGUCCGGUAACAAUGAGGGUUCAACCUAGUCUUGGCCAAGCAAUGGCAUUCAAAGACGUUCCGAACUGGAAUGUCGAAAAUCCCACUUUCUUUCCGGUUUAUAGGGAAAGAGCAAUAAAGAAGAGGAUAGAAGUAGAUUCCCCACCAUGGCAAAUCCAAGGCCCUUGUGGAGGGACAAACGAAAUGCCACUCUUCCCUAGUGCAGCAUCAUCAGGAUUCUCAUCUUCCACAAUUACUUCCCCAUCAGCUGCUACUGGCCAACUUCAAAUGCCCGACACAACGUUCGUCCACCGCCAUUAUCCUCUGGUGAUCACGAACCUGAACCCGAACAUCUCCCAUUUCUGCUGCAGAACUGAAAGGUAGAAUAUUUACAUUGCCUUUGCCACCCUUAUCUCAUCUACCAAAGAGAGUUCCAGUAGGCGGAUCGAUGAAAUUAGAAUUCAGGGUGCAACCAAGAUGCUGGUAUGUAAGAAGGCUAGGCUACUUGAUUGAUCAUGGUUUAAUAUUUCAUUUAAAGCUCAUCAAGCUAAUAGCUAAUGUAUAAUGUGGUUGGAAUGAGCAAAAGUUGGUCAAUCAAAUUGAGACAUAAUUGGGAA